Messenger RNA from Saprolegnia diclina VS20, 1048 nucleotides. RefSeq lists its product as hypothetical. The transcript is spliced from 7 exons. NCBI's taxonomy places the organism in Eukaryota, Oomycota, Saprolegniomycetes, Saprolegniales, Saprolegniaceae. The coding region runs from base 20 to 997 and encodes 325 amino acids. The record is from RefSeq and is a predicted model, not a curated record.
GUUGGAGGCAAUUUUGAACAUGCGCUUUGCCUGCCCGGAUCCGGCCUGCGGGAUCGGCACGAGCGUUCCUCCGGCCGCCGAUGUUCCUGCAGAACUGCGCACGCAUGGGCUCGAGUACGCAGUCCAAUGCCUCGGCUGCCUCAGCUUCGCAUUCCCGUGCGACGCCUGCCACAAACUGUCGCCGAUCAAGCAUGGCCGCGCGGGACUGCUCGUGUGUGGCCACUGUGGCUUCAUGGAGGUGCUCGAGGAGUCUGUUCGGAAGGCGCUUCAGCUGCCGCCGUUGCCGAUCGAGGACGCACUGCGCAACGAAGUCGUGCACAUUCGAGCCGUACAAGAGCAGCUCGCCGCCGCCAACACGCCGUCUCAAAUCGGCUCGACGCCAACGCUUCGAGCCAAGGUAUCGGAGCUCCGAGGGUCGUGGAUGGCUGUACUGCAGCAGCCGACGCAGAACGCCAACAGCGUCACGUGCAGCCUCACGAUGCUCAAGCUCUUGCCGUCGACGGCCGAGGCAACGCCGGACGACCAAGAGUGGAUGGCAUCGACCAUCGAGUCGUUUUACCAGCAGCGGCCGCAGCUGAUCCAGCUACGAGAUGCAUCGACGCAGUCGCUCGAGCUCGAGGCGCAGCUCGUGGCCAAGAAGGCGCUAAGUGCUGCGGCGCUGAGCCACUUGCGGCGCUACGAGCCGUCCCAGUCGCAGCAAUUUGAGGCGCUGACGUCGCCUUUCUGGGCACUCGUGGGGAAGGCCAACGCCCAGUUGCGGCGCCUCGUUGCCACCGCCCGCGACCUUGAGAGCGCCUCCGCAGACCCGUCCUCGACAACGAGCAGUGCUCCGAGUACGGCCGCAACGUGGGCCAACCCCCGUAGUCGGCGGCGCGCCCGUUCGGUGGCCGCUGCCGUGUCGCCCCACGACCUCCGCCUCCGUGUGCUCGCCGAAGAGUUCCAACUCUGGCGUCACAUCUGCCGUGAAAUUGCUAGCGUCUGUUGCUCCGAGCAGUAGUUAGUCGAUUAGUCAAGGUACUAGCUGUUGAAGAUACGCGUGUAAAGCUGA